Molecule: messenger RNA, 2753 nt
Organism: Bactrocera dorsalis (oriental fruit fly)
Lineage: Eukaryota; Metazoa; Arthropoda; Insecta; Diptera; Tephritidae
Product: glutathione S-transferase 1-1
Exons: 2
Coding region: 1941-2564 (207 amino acids)
Biological process (GO): glutathione metabolic process
Molecular function (GO): glutathione transferase activity
Source: RefSeq, a predicted model, not a curated record
CGUGGUGAAGAGUGAUCUGGCUUCGAUGGUUGGUUUUCCUGAUUCUUUGAAAGACAAAUAGACGAAUUUACUGUUCUAGGUUGUUCCUGUGAUAUACUUAGUUGCGACAUGUUCAUUUUUUUCCAAAACACAGGCAACCAUUUACUCGAAAGUGUUUCGUGCGCGAGCAAUAUUUAUUGGAUUCGAUCAUUUUGAGAGACCCACAGUCAACUGCCGUUUACUAUCGCGCUCAUACGCAUAACUGCAUGAUUAAUCACCUGUCAUGAUGUCAUAGACGUGUUUCAAAGCAUCGCUAUCGAUUUUUUUUUGUUUAUUUGUUUGUAUGUUUCUCUCGACCAAUCGACACAAGUCUUUUUUAAGCGUUUGACAAAUUGUGUGGGAUCCAACGCGAAAAAAGAAACUUCUACAGUCAAAAGUUCAUGCCAUAUUCAGUGUAUGCUGGUCCAACUAAUGCCUAUAGUUUCGUCAAUCUCACAAAAACUUACAUGACGAUCUUGGAAUAUCAGUUUGCGCAUUUCAUCAAUAGUUUCCGGAACAACAACUUAUUUUGAACGACCUUUACGAAAUUCGUCUUGGUGUGAUCCACGACAUCAAUUCAACUUACCAUAUCAUCGAUAAACACUGGCUCUUGGGGCAUCAUCGCCAAAAACUUAGUUAAUCGUUUCACUCUGGCUGAGCUAAUCCACUUCGAAAGUUGAAAAAAUAAUAUCGCAAAAAUGUUCACGAAUUAUUUCCAUUUUUUGGCCGAGAUGAAUAUUUUAAGUUACUGUAAACAAGACACAUAGCUCUCGCAUGUCAAAACGUUCUGAGUUAAUAUACACCUGUAAUGCAAAAAUGUCAAACUUUACGUUUAACUUGUGAGUUGCCACAGUCAGAUUACCAAGUCAUAAAAUAUAGAAUGCAGCCCUCGUAGUGAUCACAAGCAUGUGUGAAACACACGUAUACUCAAAGCUCGCUCAGAGAGUGCACGCCGACAAUGGACUGCCGCUCACAGCUGUAUACUAUAAUUUAUCUAAGAAUUUGUAACGGAUCACUCUUGAUUUUACUUAAUAAUAUCAUUUUGAAAUCGACACGCUCUUAUCGCGAAUUUUACACUUGGUGAUACAUUUUAUAACACGUUCGAUUAAAAUUUCACCACAAAUGCGCAUACAUACAGACAUACAUACAUGUAAUGGGAUGGCAAUUGCCGGUUGUUAAUCAAAACAUAUGUUAAUCAACAAAAUCUAGCGGGGAAACCCAGCGAACAAAUGUGUUGGAAACAGUGUGACUAUGUGAGCAAAUCUUUUGGCUACUAAAAUACCUGCCAAAAACUUGUUACAAAACUACCAAAUUUCUUUAUCAGCAAAACAUGACAAAUUUUGUGAAGAUAUAUCAUCAAAUAAAAAAGUUGUUCAAACAGGAACUGGAUUCCGAUCGUUCAGUUUGCAUGGUAGCUAACUAUAUGCUGUCGUGAUCCGAUAUCCACCUUUCCGACAUAUGUAGAAUUUCUUGGGGAGAAAAGGGCCUGUGUAAAAUUUCAGAUCGAUACCUCAAAAAGCUAUAUACAGACGGACGGACAAUUAUGUAUGUAAAUACAGUUUUUUUGUAGGAUAUUGAAUGUAUACUUCGGAAUUUUAAAAAAUUUCUAACAUACUUAAUUUAUACUGUUAAGUGUAAAAAAAGUCGCUUGUUAUUCAACUUUAUCGAAUGCCGGCGCCUAUUUGUUUAUUGGGUUAACGCAACUAUCCGCACACUUGCAAAAACAUAUACAGAUAUAUGUCUAUAUAUUUGUAUAUAUUUAUACAUAAUACAUAAUAUAUCAAUUUAUGCGCGCUCGGUAAUUCUUCGAGUGACAUUGUAUUAACGGAACCUUUAAAUAGAACACUAUUUGUAACAAACUCUCAGUUGUGUACAGUUCGUAAGAGUGCAAGCAUCUGAAUUUCAGCAAAUCAUAAGUCAACAUGGAUUUCUACUACAUCAUCGAAUCUGCGCCCUGUCGCUCUAUUCUAAUGCUCGCCCAAUCAUUGGGUAUUGAAUUGAAUCGCAAAAUCUUAAGCUUAAAAAAUGGUGAGCACUUGACACCCGAAUUCCUGAAGAUCAAUCCGCAACAUACCAUUCCCACAUUGGUGGACAAUGGUCACUCGAUUUGGGAAUCACGCGCCAUACUCAUCUACUUGGCCGAGGCAUAUGGCAAAGAUGACUCGCUGUACCCAAAAUGCCCCAAAAAGCGGUCUGUUGUCAAUCAGCGUCUAUUCUUCGACCUCAACUUGUAUGGUUGUUUUGGCGAUUACUACUAUCCCGUCGCUAGAGAUAAGCAGACGCCGGUGCCAGAGCGCUUGACCAAACUAGAGAGUCAAUUGGAAUUCUUAAAUACAUUCUUGGACGGGCAAACAUACGCCGCUAACGAUAGUUUGUCGAUUGCCGAUUUCACUUUGUUUGCCUCUGUCACGACGUUUGCGAUUUGCGAUAUCGAUUUGAGCAAAUACCCAAAUAUUGUUAGAUGGUUGGAGAACCUCAGCAAAACACUGCCCGGCGCAGACGAAAAUCAGAAAGGUUGUGAAUUGAUGAAGGUAUAUUUUAAGUAGAGGUUUCAACCGUCCAAUCAUGAACUGUGGAGUGAGAAUAUGGAAUGCUUUAAGUGCAGUAAUUAACAUAUAGUACAUACAUAAGUGCAUAUAUAUAUACUACAGUAAUUAUUAUAAUCACAAUCAAUGUUUGCAUUAUCAGUUCAUUUUAUAUAAAUAAAAUAUUAUCUUUUUAGUACAGCAGAAUAA